This is a messenger RNA of Rhodofomes roseus, 1796 nucleotides long. RefSeq names its product PIN domain-like protein. The transcript has 8 exons. Gene Ontology annotation, molecular function: crossover junction DNA endonuclease activity; 5'-flap endonuclease activity. Bases 373 to 1704 code for a protein of 443 amino acids. NCBI's taxonomy places the organism in Eukaryota, Fungi, Basidiomycota, Agaricomycetes, Polyporales, Fomitopsidaceae. The record is from RefSeq and is a predicted model, not a curated record.
GCCUCGAGGUCGUAGCCGACAGCGAGGCAGGCCGCCAUGACACACAAGGCCGGAAGCGCCCGUCCGGAUUGGGCAUGCGCCUGGGGACCGCAAAUUUCCCACCUCGGGACCGCAAAUCUAGCAAGACGAAGAGCACUGCGAGGGGGGUGCUUUUUCGCGGGCACGUCCGCGAAAUGCCCCUACGAAGCCUAGGCGAUCUGCGCAAUUUGCGGUCCCAAAUUUGCGGUCCCUCGGCAGGCCUUGCGGAUGACAACAAACCCGCUAUCCUCAGCGCAGCCGGCAUGCUCUCCACAGCAAUCCUUAGCGACACUCGCUUGACCCACCACUUGGACAACACGAGGGAGUGCCGAGAGCGUAUCACUAUAGAGCAACAUGGGCGUGCGCGGGCUAUGGGAGGUACUGCAACCGGCCUCAACACAGGAGUCCAUCGAAGACUACUUCAUGCGUGAAGGGAUUGUACGACGGCAGCGAGGGGAGCGAGUGUACAGACUGGGUAUAGACACAAGCAUCUGGUUUCAUCAGGUGCAGAACACCUUCGCCGUCGGGCAUGCACAGUCGGGUGAAAACCCUGAACUGCGCACGCUGUUCUACCGUUUGGCCCGCCUCCUCCGCCUACAUGUGCACGCAAUAUUCGUGUUCGAUGGCCCGGAUCGACCGGCCGAAAAGCGCGGGAGACGGGUGGUGCCGGCUGGUCACUGGAUGGUUGAAGCGAUGAAGGGCUUCAUCGAUGCAUUUGGAUAUGCAUACUGGACGGCACCCGGUGAGGCAGAAGCAGAGCUUGCACUGUUCAACCAAGCCGGCUUCAUUGAUGGAGUGCUCACUGACGACGGUGAUGCAUUCCUCUUUGGAGCGCGAACGGUAAUUCGUAACUUCGACGCGAAGGCAACAACACUCACCAUCACCCGCGCCGAGUCCGUCCUGACGCACAAUGCUGUGUCGCUCAGCCGUCCCGGUAUGAUAUUGUUUGCAUUGCUCAGUGGCGGUGAUUAUGACGAGGGUGGUCUGCCUGGGUUUGGACCAAGGGUUGCCCUCGGGCUCGCACGUUAUCAAUUCGGCGAAACACUCUGUCAGGCAGUCCGCAUGCACUGGCACGGCGAUCUGUCACAAGUCCUGUCAGAUUGGCGCAACAAUAUGCGACAGACGCUAUGCUCCGACCCUCAGAACUUACUUGGUCGGCGUUACCAUCGCCUCUCGACCCAAAUCCCGGACACCUUCCCCAAUCCCGACAUCAUCGAUUCUUAUAUCCACCCUGUAACGUCACCAUACGAAGACUUCGAGGUGCCGCCACUGCAGCCGCCUAACAUCGCGCGGCUUGGUGCGCUCUGUGAGCGCUACUUCUCCUGGGGGACGGUGCCAGGAAUCAUUGAACGUUUCGGCAAUUGUGUACUUCCGGGCGUUGUGGUACGUGUCCUCAUCAAUCAGACGGUCAAACACGACGAGCUCUGUGUCACCAAGGACACAUAUGAGGAUCCCCUUGAACCACUUAUUCAAGUUGAUCGUGACAGCCGUCGACGUCGAGGGGCACGAACCAUAGCCGUUGUUGAUACAGGCUUUGCCGCAGCUGCAACCUCGGCUCUGCUUGGCCUACGCCCAGUUGAUGACAAUCACCCUCGCCCCGCCUCAUUACAUUACGUGGUGCUGCCAAAGCUACUUAUUCCGUUUGUGUGGGACUCGGACAGGGAGACUACAACACGAGGUAUGUGAUCACAGUUUGCAAAUUCUGUCUAUUAAUGCUCGUGAAUAUGUUGGCAGGCAAGGUGACCACCUCGACCCAGCCGACUUCCAGCCGAAAUGCU